UUUACACAUUUCACUGUUUUUGUCUUACUUGUGCUGCUGCUCUGACAAUUUUAUUUAAAAAAUGUGCAUUAAUAUUUAGAGCAAUCACUGCAUGACCUUCCUGGGAACAAAAAGCAUUGGUUCAAAUUAUAUAUUGACCUAACGUAUUUUUACUGCUUUUAAUUAUGUUUUUUGUCAUUCUUGAUAAAUCUGACAGUAAUAUGUCUCUGUAUCUGAAGUCGUUACAGGUAUCUAGUCUACAGAGGCUAGUGAGCUGGUGCUGAGGAUUCUUGGGGUGAAGAAUCUGAGUUGCCAUCUCUUCAUGCUUGGGUUGUAGAUGAAGGCAGUUUCCUGAUGGAUAAAACACUAAAACACUCAUAGUAUGAUUGAUGUAGACCACCUGUGGAAUAACUCCUUUACCAUUUGAGUAAAAAUGUGUUUUUUGUGAGUGCAACACUCAUUAAGAAUUUUUUUAUUUUAUUUAUAUAUAAUUUAUAUGCUUUUUAUUUAUGGCCGCUUCAACUUUGUAGCUUACCAUAUUAGAAAGAGAAAAACAUGUAAUUUCAAUACUAUGAUUUCCUAAAUAAAAGUGUUUUACCUUCAGAAACAGAGUUUAGUGAAAUACAUAAUAGUUAAAGCCAACUUUAUUGUAAACCAAAAAAUACACCACUACUCCAAAGCUAGAACAAACUGUUACCUUCACACUCCAAUGUGCAAUGUAUAGGUUACUGAGUUAAUUAAGAGGUCUGGGGGUUUGAGGUCAGAAGCUUUUGCAGGGCCUGCAGACGAAAUGCAUGAAAGUAGGGUAAACAGGGAGAUGUGGUGAUCCUUGUUCUCAUCACUAUUUGGAAGACUGAGCGGAAGCAGUCCUCUACCAGAUGGAAGCUGUGGCUGUCCUCACCAUCACCUCAUCAAAACAAAAGACCCCAGUGUGGAGAUGGAGACCUACCAUGUGAGCGCUGGCCACAUGUUCUUGCUGAAGUGCCUCAUUCCUGGUGCUCAUCCGAAUGUGACCUGGGGCAGAGGUGGGAGACACAACCUGAAUCUGCCAACUGGCGUGGAAGUCAGGGAGGGACUGCUGUGGUUCCUCCCGGUGCAGACGGCCCACGAGGGAAACUACACCUGUGAGAAAUGGAGCACAAAAGGCUUAUUGCAGAUGACGGUUCAGGUGUCAGUAUCCAAUAGAGAGUGUCCUGAUGCUUCGGAGACAGUCUCCAUCCCGCACGGAGUCAGUGGAAGUCUUCCCUGCAAACAGACGGAGAUCUUUCAACUGGGAAAUACAACGAACAUACGAUGGAUGCAGGAAUGCCAACCAGUGCAGCCACUGUCUGUGGAUAAUAAAGGCCUUAUGAGGUUGCCUGCAGUCUCAGAGACACAUGUGGGGAAGUACACUUGCCUGGUGGACCUUAGUGUGGACGGUAGGGAGUACACGGCUGCACGCAGCAUCCAGCUGACUGUCAACAACGAUAUGGUGGCCACAGAACCGCAGGUGGUGUUGCCUCAUAACCAAGUGAUCAAGGUUGAAGUGGGUAUGCCCCUGGAGCUGAUCUGUGAAGCCCUCAUAGGUCACAGUGAGGACGUGAACACUGUCAUGUACUGGACUGUUAACAUGGAGUUCAUAGAGGAAUAUAAUGGCCUCACAGAGUCCUGGGAAUUUCUUCAGGUGCAAGGCAGAGUGUACAGCAGGUCUGUGCUGUUCAUCCCUGAAGUUCACCCUCACUUCCUGAACGUCCCUAUUCAGUGCCAUACAAGGAACUCAGUGGGUCAGUCUGUGGGAGUGGUGACGCUUCAUGAAGCCGACCGCACCGUGCUCUACAUCACAGUGGCUCUGUGCCUCACUGGGCCCCUGGCUCUUCUGGCCCUGGGCGCUGUCUUCUUCCUCUGUAAGGUAGAUCUGGUGCUGGCUCACAGGAAACUCCUGAGGCAUUUUCCCAAGAAACAAGCUCUAGAUGGGAAGCUCUACGAUGGGUAUGUGAGCUUCCUGAGCCCCAACACUCAGCGUUCAGCGGAGGCGGCGACCUUUGCCCUUCGGAUCCUACCUGAAGAGCUUGAGAAGAAACACGGCUACUCCCUGUACAUCAGAGGACGGGAUGACUGCCCUGGAGAAGCCGUUCAUGAUAGCAUAGCUGCCGCCAUUCACCAGUGCCACAGGCUGAUCAUCAUACUGUCACCGGAGGCUAAAAACCCCACCGACGCUCACACAGCAGAGGAAACGCUGCCAACCACAUGCGACGACCAAACGCAGAUGUGCUAUGAGCAGAAAGUCGGGCUUUACAGCGCGUUGACCCAGAACGACCCACAAGUGAUUCUGGUGGAAAUUGAUGGCCCUGUGGAUUACAGUCGCCUGCCAGAAUCUCUGCGCUACAUCAGGAGGAAACAAGGAGCCCUGAAGUUCAGGACAGACUCCACCAGAGCCCAAAGGCUCAGCCAGCUCUGCUCAAACAGGAACUUCUGGAAGAGUCUGAGGUACCACAUGCCCUCAGUGCCGACAGGAAGACGCACCAUCGUCUGAACGACGACGAAACCAGUGCUAAGGUUGGCGUUUGGCUGGAAAUGGUUCUAGUUUUUAAACAUUCAGUUCUUACAGAGAAUAAACAAAGCUAGUUUCCAGAUAAUUCCCAGUGUGACAUGGUGAGCAAUCUGCUGGAUUUAGUGUUCGUUUGAAACCUGAACCUUGAAGAGCAAAUGAUAACAGACUCACCUCUGUGUGUCUCUGAACAAAGCAGCAGUGUUUUCUGCUGUUUUUCUUUUCAUGCAGGAGUGGCUCAGUCACUGUUGGCUGUGACACAGAGGGUGUUUCCUAAUUAAUAGGAAAUUAUUGAUGGUUUUAAUGAUGUUUCUUUUGUAUUCGUCAGUCGUCAUGUGUUUUGGCUUUAGUUGCAAUAGUCAGAGUUUAUAUUAAACCCUGGGGCAAAGUUUGAGUAGAACAAGAACAGGCCAUUGUCAAAGCUUUGUUUCUUUCAAUCAAACACUUUGUUGGUGCCAGCUUAAACCUCACUUCCUGCUCUGCCCGUAAGGAAAAAGCACGUCCCAGAAACCACUGGACUGGGCACUGGAGACUUCCAUCUCAAUCAAAGAUUCACUCAUUCACCACUUACUGUAGUCCUCGCUAGCAUGCAUUAUGCUGCGAGGAAUGUUCUAAUGUCUUUCUGAAGUGAUGAAGACUGAUGAAUGGAAGGAUCUGUUUCCUCCUAAACAUAACAGUGAAGUGAAGGGAACCACAUCCUCCACUUGGAGAAGAUGAGCCACUCAACAUGAACCCAACAUGUCCGUCAUUCCUCCUGAAAGGGAACAGGCUUUGAGGUUAAUGAUGUCAGACUUAUUUUUACUUCUUCAAAACAAUAAACUUUAACCUUGUGAUAAAAAG
Molecule: messenger RNA, 3346 nt
Organism: Betta splendens (Siamese fighting fish)
Lineage: Eukaryota; Metazoa; Chordata; Actinopteri; Anabantiformes; Osphronemidae
Product: interleukin-1 receptor type 1-like
Exons: 11
Coding region: 917-2491 (524 amino acids)
Biological process (GO): signal transduction
Source: RefSeq, a predicted model, not a curated record